AUGGCCGCCGCUACUCGCUCCGUCCGCAUGGCCUCGCGCCUCACCUUCUCCCGCCCUUCGGCUCUUUUUGCCCAGAAGGCCUCGGUUGCCCAACGCGCCGCCUUCUCGGUUUCCACUCGCAACCUCAAGUCUGAGGUCGUCAAGGAGACGGAGGUUCCCGUCUCUAUCUACUCUGGCGACGCAAAGGGAGCCGCCUCCUCCAACACUGGGGAUCACUUCAGCAUUCCCGUAAAGCCUCGCCAGCAGGUUGCGGAGAGCGAGCCCGAUGACCACGUGCAGCCCUUGGAGGAUAAGGUCUAUCGUCAGAUGCCUCGCACUCUUCAAAAGAUGAGCGUCAUGGGCAAGGUUAUUAUCAUUACUGGUGGUGCCCGUGGUCUCGGUAACUACAUGGCUCGCGCUUGCGCCGAGGCUGGUGCCAAGGCCAUUGUUAUUUUCGAUGCCAACCAGGACCUCGGCGACGAGUCUGCUGCUGAGCUUCACCAGAAGACCGGCCUUCCCGUCUCAUUCUUCAAGGUAGAUGUUCGUGAUGGCAGCGCCAUCAACGCUGCCGUCCAGAACGUUGUUGACCUCUAUGGCGCUCCCGACGUCCUGGUUAACUCGGCCGGUAUCGCCGACUCGAACAUUCCUGCCGAGAAGUACGAUGCUGCCAUGUUCCGUCGUCUCAUUGACAUCAACCUCAACGGCUCUUUCCUGAUGUCCCAGGCCGUCGGCCGCGCCAUGAUGGCCGCUGGCAAGCCCGGCUCUAUUAUCCUUGUUGCUUCGAUGUCCGGCACCAUCGUCAACUACCCUCAGGAACAGUCGUGCUACAACGCCUCCAAGGCUGGUGUCAUCCAGCUCGGCAAGUCUCUUGCUGCCGAGUGGGCCAAGUACAACAUCCGUGUUAACUGCAUUUCCCCCGGUUACAUGGAUACCGCCCUGAACAAGGUCCCUGCCCUUGACGCCCAGAAGAAGAUCUGGAAGUCGCUGACUCCCCAGGAGCGUUUGGGUGCCGUUGACGAUCUCAACGGCCUCUGCGUCUUCCUUGCGUCUGACGCUUCCAGCUUCAUGACCGGCUCCAAUGUCAUCAUUGACGGUGGCUACACUCUUUACUAA
Molecule: messenger RNA, 1092 nt
Organism: Neurospora hispaniola
Lineage: Eukaryota; Fungi; Ascomycota; Sordariomycetes; Sordariales; Sordariaceae
Exons: 2
Coding region: 1-1092 (363 amino acids)
Molecular function (GO): oxidoreductase activity, acting on the CH-OH group of donors, NAD or NADP as acceptor
Source: RefSeq, a predicted model, not a curated record